Messenger RNA from Mollisia scopiformis, 1581 nucleotides. RefSeq names its product amino acid transporter. Gene Ontology annotation, biological process: amino acid transport; transmembrane transport. The record is from RefSeq and is a predicted model, not a curated record. Gene Ontology annotation, molecular function: transmembrane transporter activity. Gene Ontology annotation, cellular component: membrane. The coding region runs from base 1 to 1581 and encodes 526 amino acids. NCBI's taxonomy places the organism in Eukaryota, Fungi, Ascomycota, Leotiomycetes, Helotiales, Mollisiaceae. The transcript has 7 exons.
AUGGCGGACCUCGAAACGAAAGCUGUUCCUACGGACGCAGCCGAUGCGACUCUUGAGAAUAUGGGCUAUCAACAGGAACUCAAGCGCUCGUUUGGUCUUUUGGGAAUGAUAGGAUUUUCGUUCUCAAUUGUAACCUGUUGGAGUGCUCUUGGUGGUGUUUUGGUGACUGGUGUUAAUGCUGGCGGCCCUCCGGUCAUGAUAUGGGGUUGGGUGGGAAUCAGUUUGGUGUCCCUCUGUGUGGCAUACUCGAUGGCAGAGAUGUGCUCAGAAUAUCCUGUUGCGGGUGGACAAUAUUCAUGGGUAUAUAUUCUGUCGCCAAAGAGUAUCCGAAGACAAUUUUCAUACCUUACCGGGUGGUUCAUGAUUAUCGGUAUUUUGGCUAUGGGUGCAACCAACAGUUUCAUUGGAGCAAACUUCAUCCUCGGCCAAGCGAAUUUAGUAAACCCAAACUACACAAUCGAAAGAUGGCACACUGUUCUAGUCGCAUAUCUCAUCACACUCUUCGCAGCAUUCGUCAAUCUGUGGGGAGCUAGGAUACUCGACAGAAUCUCGAAAGGUCUCUUGAUUUUUAAUAUCACGGCCUUCAUUGUGACCAUUGUCACUAUCCUCGCGUGUAACAAGAACAAACAAUCGCCGUCAUUUGUGUUCAAAGACUUUCAGAACUUCACUGGGUUUAGUGCUUCGAUGGCUGGUAUCAUUGGUAUAUUGCAGCCAGCCUUUGGAAUGUGUUGCUACGAUGCACCUGCACACAUGUGCGAAGAACUUAAGGAUGCCAGCAAACAAGCACCGCGUGCUAUGGUCAUGUCCGUAUACAUUGGGGCCAUCACCGGUUUCGUGUUCCUCAUUUCGGUCUGCUUUUGCAUUGGUGACAUCAACCAAGUAGCAGAUACGCCCACUCUGGUCCCACUGAUCCAAAUUUUCUUCGACUCUACCAACAGCAAUGUUGGAUCUUGUUUCCUGGCUACGUUGAUUGUUAUCAUCGAUCUUGGAUGUGCUAAUGCUUUGCUUGCUGAGGGAGCUCGCUCUCUCUAUGCAUUCAGUCGAGACCAUGGUCUUCCAUUCUCCUCGAUCAUUAGCAAGGUCGAGUCGAAACACCACACGCCCGUGGUAGCCAUCUUACUUGGCACUAUUGUACAGAUGGCGUUCAAUAGCAUCUACUUCGGCACGGUCACUGGCUUCAACACAGUCAUUGCCAUUGCUACGGAGGGCUUCUACCUGUCUUACGCCAUGCCCCUCCUCGUUCGCCUGAUCUCGUACUUCAGCGGAACUCAUCGACAGCUCACUGGACCGUGGGCUAUGAAGCCACUUGUUUCUGUUGCAGUAAACUUUAUUGGUCUUACCUACCUCCUGUUCGCAUGUAUCACCUUCAAUUUCCCGAGUGUUUACCCAGUGACCAGCGAGAACAUGAAUUACACAUCUGCGGCUAUUGGUGUAAUCAUGUUUGUUGCACUAGUCACUUGGUUCACUACUGCGAGGAAACAUUUCUCGGGACCGGAGGUCGAGGCUGUGAUCAAUAUCGUUGAGGGGCAUGGAAGUGAGUCUGAGGGAGUGAAGAGUGAUGAGAAGAAGGCCUCCUUGUGA